GCGAGAGUAUAAAAACAAACAUGAAACCAAUUUUUUUUAUUAUUUCAAAAUUUGUCGGCCUUCAAUUAUUAUGAAAAACUCCAUAAGCGCCUAAGCAGCACGUUCAAAAGAUAAAAUUUUAUUGUCAUAAGUAUGCCAAAAAGUUGUUUAUUUAGUCGUAAGUUUGAAUAAGCAAUUUUGCGCUCGACGAUUUCAACGGUAAACCCCUGUAUUCAAAAGCAUCUCGAUUAAAAACACUUUGCCAUGUUAUUCACAAAUUUCAAGGCAAUUUUUAUGUUCACUGUGACCAUAUUAAAAUCAUGAUGUGAAUACCUAUUACACUUCGAACAGUAGCAGGACUCCUCUUGACGUCUUCUACACAUGAAUCACCGAAAAAAAGUAUGGAUUGUUUUCGCUGAAGUCUCCCGUUCCAACACUUGAUAUUCCUAAACAGAGAACGUAAAAGUAUGAGAAGGUGCAAAGGUGUUCUUCUACGUUCUCUGCCUAAACAACGAUAUCUAAGUCCUGCGAGCAAAACACCGCCUAUCUCUAAAGAAGGAAUUUCGUAGUUACUAUAGCAAUAUUUAUAGAGUAAUUGUCAAUUCAAUCAAAAAACAGUUUAGAACAUUUCAUCAUUUUUGAUUUUGAAAAUCUUUUAGAUGUUCGGAGGUGGCUUAAAAGCUUCUUAGUCAACUCAAUUAGUAUGAGUAUUUUACUCAAAUUGACUUUUAAAACAAUACCAGAGAUGUUACUUCCUUUCAUUAAUUAAUGGUAUGAAUGAGUUAAUAAUAAUUAUUUAACUAUUUUAUCAGUUGUAAUUUUUUGAGCUAAAUAUAACAAAUAUAAAUGAUAUUUAUAAAAGUAGUAAAUAAAUGCCUUUAUAUAAACCAUAUGCAGAAUUUUGAUAAUUUGCUAUAAAGGUUCUAUAUUAUCAUAGCGUUGAUUGAGUAACAUUAAUUGCAACUCUGUGUAUAACAGCUGGCAAUGCAUUUUCUGCAUUACAAAUUUUCUAGGAAAUUUAAAAAACAUUAAGCCCAUUUAUAAACAUACAUCUAUUACUUGUUGUGCAUAGUAAAUGUUAUAGCUUUUCAAAUAUUAUAAAUAUAAAAUUUGAAAGAAGAAAAUUUGAUUGUGUUGUCACACAAUGUCCCUUAAUUCGGGCUGCACUGAAAAUGAGCGUAAUAAAAUACCAAGGAUCAUGACGUUCCGUCCCAGCUACGAGGAAUUCAAGAAUUUCUCGAGUUAUGUCGAAUACAUGGAAAGUCGUGGUGCAAACUUAGCAGGACUAACGAAGAUUAUACCACCACCAGAAUGGGUGCCACGGAAAUCCGGUUAUAAUAUAGACAAUAUAAAUAUGACAAUACCCGCACCAAUUUGUCAAGUAGUGUCAGGAAAGCAAGGUGAAUAUCAGCAAAUCAAUGUCCAGAAACGUUCUAUGACUUUGCGACAAUUUAAAGAAAUGGCCGAGUCGGAACGUUAUCAAACGCCACGACAUUUUGACUACGACGAUUUAGAACGAAAAUAUUGGAAAAAUGUAACAUAUAUUGCACCAUUUUAUGCGGCUGAUGUAAAAGGUUCCUUAAGUGAUCCGGAUUUGCGAAUUUGGAAUAUAAAUUGUUUAGACACAAUACUGAAUUACGUGAAUAAGGAUUACGGCAUUGAAAUUGAUGGUGUAAAUACAGCGUAUCUGUAUUUUGGUAUGUGGAAGAGCUCUUUUGCCUGGCAUACGGAAGAUAUGGAUUUAUAUUCAAUAAAUUACCUGCACUUUGGUGCACCAAAGACUUGGUAUGCAAUACCACCCGCAUAUGGUCGGAGAUUAGAAAAGUUGGCGAAUCGACUUUUCUAUGAAAACUAUCAAAAUUGCAACGCAUUUCUGCGUCACAAAAUGACACUGAUAAGCCCACAAGUAUUGCGACAGAAUAAAAUACCGUUUAAUAAAAUUACCCAAGAAGCUGGAGAAAUUAUGAUAACAUUUCCUUUCGGCUAUCAUGCUGGUUUCAAUCAUGGUUUUAAUGGUGCAGAGUCAACUAAUUUCGGUUCUAAGCGAUGGAUUGAAUAUGGCAAGCGCGCCAGCAUUUGUAAUUGCCGAAAGGAUAUGGUGAAAAUAUCAAUGGAAACAUUUGUGCAGCGUUUCCAACCAGAACGUUAUGAAAACUGGCUAAAAGGUAUCGACUAUGGUUGCCAUCCAGAAGAACCUGGGAAAAUUUGCGCUGCGCCUCCACCCACAAUCAACAAAUAUUACUAUUCUAAGAGAAGACAGUCUGAAUCAAUGGAGUCGGUAGCAUCACAAUGUUCGACGUCAAAAGCUAAGGAUUCCAAUCAAAAGCGUGGUUGUACCUCACUUGCUGUGCCAGAAGACGCCACCACCAAUGCGUGCUUUGCCAAAGUGCCGAAAAUUAUAUUAACGAAAAUAGAUAGCGCAAGCAGCAAAAAUCUAGACAUUAAUGCCAUAGCAGUGAUGCGCUUUAAAAAACUUUGGAAUAACAUACCAUGCGAAAAGGAAGGUAAGAAUCUGCUAACCAAUGGCAUAAUCAAAAAUACCAAAAGAAUGCGUUUUCAAACGAAAACUAUAAAGCUUGAUGAUGAGGAAUAGUCUCGCGUUAUAUUUUUAUUUUAUUUAAUAUUACUUUGAUUACUUAUUUUAUAUACUUAUAUGUAUAAAUGAAUGAUUUGCUAUGCCAUGAGACUGUCGUCACCUCGAUUAGAUUAGUAAAUACAUAUAUGUAUAUGUCAGCAGUUCUAACAAAAAAGCGCAUUUUUAACGGUAAAAAUGCUAGGAAUCCUACAAAAGCCACUACAUUAUUCGCGCUUUUUGAUAUAUUUUAUGUUUUUUUAUGUAGUCUUAUAUGAAACUGCUGACAUUUAUUUAGAAUUAACACUAAUUAAUAUUACGUUUAUGUGUUAUUAUCAAUUCCCUUUCCAUUUGUUAAACAAAUCUGCAAUUGCAGGCAAAAUAGAAUUUAUUUCUAAAAGGUUGUUCACAGUCUAGUCUUGGCAGUAAUUUUCGCUAUAGUCGAUGACCUUACAAAAUUUUCCAUUUUGAGCAAUAUUUUAUAUUUUCUAUUAUACAUACACUUUUUUAUGUUUAUUGGAGUCUGUGAAUUUCCUACGUGUUAUUAUUUAACAAUUCUAUUUAAAUUUAAUAAAAAUACAUAUGUAUAUAUUUACAAAUGUAUAUUUAAAUUUAGUACUUUCAAGCAGAAACCAUAUGACAUGACAAAAAAAAAAAAAUUACAGUUACGGAUGUAAACAUUAGUACUCUGCACAGUGCUUCAUGAAAGUGUUUGUAUAUAAAGCAUAUGUUUAAAAUUUAUGUAAUUAAGUUACUUAAUCCUUGCGAUUUCUACAAAACUUAUUUUUUUAAUGAAAACGAAAAAAAAAAACAAUUAUAUUUUUAGCAUAAAAAACUCUUAGCCAGCUUCGACGGUUUGUCGACCAAAAUCAUAUAUUAUUAAAGGGUCUUUGUUUUAUUUAGCUAUUUAGAGUGAUAGUACAUGUAGGUACUGUGUUUCAAUACUGAAAUGAUGGUGCUUCAAGGCUGCAAGGAGAAUCCUGCCCGAUACAGACAUUCAAGAUCCGCGGUUGCUUGGGACAGUAUUUGUGUGAACGCGCCAUUA
Messenger RNA from Bactrocera oleae (olive fruit fly), 3596 nucleotides. The record is from RefSeq and is a predicted model, not a curated record. NCBI's taxonomy places the organism in Eukaryota, Metazoa, Arthropoda, Insecta, Diptera, Tephritidae.